This is a messenger RNA of Arabis nemorensis, 468 nucleotides long. The record is from the annotation of a GenBank genome assembly. Lineage: Eukaryota; Viridiplantae; Streptophyta; Magnoliopsida; Brassicales; Brassicaceae.
AUGCGUCUUCCUCCACGUCGCGUUCUGACAUCGGAAAAACGAGUAAACUCCGGCGCCGUCGCCGGUAAAUCAACGGAAACCGCCGUGAAAAAUCAAAAUCCACCACCUCCGCCAAUUAAAUCAAUCCUUAAGAAAACUCCAACCGUCGCUUCACCAACUACAACCACCGCCGUCGCCGCCGUAGCCGAGCCGGCUGGUUCGAACCAGCUCCUAGCCGGUUACUUGGCUCACGAGUUUCUCAACAAAGGCACACUCUUCGGAGAGCUUUGGAAUCCGGCUCGAGCCCAAGCCGGCCCAUUUCCGGCCCAAGCUACAGAUUCGAGAAAGACUAAGCCGAGCAAUAAUAUCGAGCCGAGCGACCAUAAACGGAGGAGAUAUGUGGAGGUCGCCAAUGUCCUCCGGGUGGAUGGGGCCCACUUACCCGGUAUCGUCAACCCUUCACAGCUUGCCCGAUCCUUUAAAUUGUGA